Molecule: messenger RNA, 4892 nt
Organism: Manis pentadactyla (Chinese pangolin)
Lineage: Eukaryota; Metazoa; Chordata; Mammalia; Pholidota; Manidae
Gene: FLVCR1
Product: FLVCR heme transporter 1
Exons: 10
Coding region: 521-2188 (555 amino acids)
Biological process (GO): transmembrane transport; erythrocyte differentiation; heme export
Cellular component (GO): membrane; mitochondrion
Molecular function (GO): heme transmembrane transporter activity; heme binding
Source: RefSeq, a predicted model, not a curated record
UUGGAACGCUUUCUGUUCUUCCUCUGCUCAGAUAGCACGAAUUUAUAAAAGUGUUCCUGUCUGCUCUGAAGCCUGGUCCGAUCUGGACUGACAGCUGUGCUGGGGCGAAAGACCAAUUCGCCCUUGGCUUGAGUGUUGCACCUCUGGCAGCCCUUCCUGGUGGGGAAGGUGAUGCUUGCUUCUCUGUCUCCCGCGUUUCUCCCACGCCCCCGUUGCCGGGCGAAGGCGCCCUCUGAUUGGCUGCCGGCCGUCACUUCAAGGAGACGCGCGCCCUCGGGGCGGGGCCUGGCGCCGGGUAGCCGCGGCCCGGCGGCGCGAGGGCACGGCUACGUCGCCCGCGGGCUCCGGCUGCGCGCCGUUCUCGGCUCACACCCAGGCUCGCUCGGCGGGGAAGGGGUCGCAUGAGCGGUGGGCCAAGGGAUUGGGUGUGGGGAGCCGGGAGGGCGUCGGGUGCGGGGCCGGGGCUGCGGGGCCGGGGCGGAAGGCGGGUACGCGAGGCGGCGCCGGGGAGCCCGAGGACAUGGCGCGGGCGGACGCUGAGGAGGGGGCAGCGGAGGCGCCCGGGCACUCGCCUGCGAAAGGAUACUUUCCGGUCCCAGGGGAGGCGCCCGCCGGAAAGGUGAGCUCCGAGCCGCAGAACGGGCUCAAAGCCUGCUGCCUGGUCGGGAACGGAGUCCCUCGGGACGGCCGCGCGGCCGCCUCGGGAGCCGUGGGCAGGCCGCAGACUCCGCCGGCCCCGGAGGAGGAGACCCAGGCCCGCCUGCUGCCCACGGGCCCCGGGGAGGAGACCCCGGGGGCCGAGGACAGGCCGGGGCCGCGGACGGCGCUCUCCGCGCGGCGCUUCGCGGUGCUCCUUAUCUUCAGCCUGUACUCGCUGGUGAACGCCUUUCAGUGGAUCCAGUACAGUAUCAUCAGCAAUGUGUUCGAGGGCUUCUACGGCGUCUCCUCGCUGCACAUCGACUGGCUGUCCAUGGUGUACAUGCUGGCCUACGUGCCUCUCAUCUUCCCGGCCACCUGGCUGCUGGACACCGGAGGCCUGCGGCUCACCGCGCUGCUGGGUUCCGGCCUCAACUGCCUGGGCGCCUGGGUCAAGUGCGGCAGCGUGCAGCAGCAUCUGUUCUGGGUCACCAUGCUGGGCCAGUGCCUGUGCUCCGUGGCCCAGGUGUUCAUCCUGGGCUUGCCGUCUCGCCUCGCCUCGGUGUGGUUUGGGCCCAAGGAGGUGUCCACAGCUUGUGCCACCGCCGUACUGGGCAAUCAGCUUGGAACUGCAGUUGGCUUUUUGCUACCACCAGUUUUAGUGCCCAACACACAGAAUAACACAGAUCUUCUGGCUUGUAAUAUCAGUACUAUGUUUUAUGGAACAUCAGCUAUUGCCUCACUUUUAUUUAUUUUAACAGUAAUUGCAUUCAAAGAGAAACCUCAGUAUCCACCAAGUCAGGCUCAAGCAGUUCUCAAAGACAGCCCCCCUGAAGAGUACUCCUAUAAGAAAUCAAUACAGAACUUAUUUAAAAACAUUCCUUUUGUCCUUCUGUUGAUUACUUAUGGUAUCAUGACUGGAGCAUUUUAUUCAGUCUCAACUUUAUUAAAUCAAAUGAUACUGACAUAUUAUGAGGGAGAAGAAGUGAAUGCAGGAAGGACCGGGCUAACACUGGUAGUAGCUGGGAUGGUGGGCUCAGUUCUUUGUGGCUUGUGGCUGGAUUACACCAAAACGUACAAACAGACUACUCUGAUAGUUUACAUUUUGUCUUUUUUUGGAAUGGUUAUAUUUACCUUCACACUGGACCUUGGAUACAUUAUCAUCGUGUUUGUUACUGGAGGGGUGCUUGGUUUCUUCAUGACUGGCUACCUCCCCCUGGGUUUUGAGUUUGCUGUUGAGAUCACUUACCCUGAAUCCGAAGGCACUUCGUCUGGCCUUCUUAAUGCUGCUGCGCAGAUAUUUGGAAUUUUGUUCACAUUGGCUCAAGGAAAGCUCACAUCAGACUAUGGUCCUAAGGCAGGGAACAUUUUCCUGUGUGUGUGGAUGUUUGUAGGCAUCAUUUUAACAGCAUUAAUCAAGUCUGAUCUGAGAAGACACAAUAUAAAUAUAGGAAUUACAAGCAGUGAUAUUAAAGCUUUGCCAGUUGAUAGUCCCACAGAUCAAGAAUCGAAAACAAUUAUAAUGUCCAAACAAUCAGACUCAGCAAUUUAAGGAAAAGUUAAUAUCAUGUGACAAUCGAGUGAUAAGGCUUGGUUUGUACGUUACAGGAAAUGGAUGCUUACUUAAAAAUUAUCAUAUGAUCCCUAAAUGCAAUUACUGUUUCACUUAAUUGUUCCUUUAAGCAAUAUUUUGCUUAAAAUACUUUUUCUUCCAUCAUUUUAACACUACCAUUUAUCUGAUGGGCGCUGUUUUUGGUCUUAUAUUGUCAAUCUGAAAGUAAGCUUCUUGACAUUGACUUUUCAAAAGUGUUUUUCUUUUUUGUAGAAAAUGGAAGUUUGGAAUGAUUUCUAAAAUGAUAAUAUGGAGGUCUAAUGCCUUUAAGUCAUACAGGAAUACAUGAGUUUACAUAUAACAAUAUCUGGUAGAACCAAGUGUAUAACAUACUCCUAAUUGGCUCCCUCUUGUCCUGGCCUGGCUGCCCAGGCCCCCCAGUGUGAGCAUAUUAUGCCCACAUGACCCUUCUGACCCACCAAAGCAUGGUAUUGGAAUGACACUUCCUGAUGACAUGUAAGACUUUUGCCAUUUCCUGUAUCCUCGUUGUACAGUGCUUUGUAACAGGUACUGUCAGUGGCCAUACAGACCACUCUGUGUACAGACUGAACCCAUGACUUUGGUCUCAGGCUUAGGUUCUGAUUAAGCGAAGGAUCGCAGGCUCAUUACCUUGAGUUCUGUGCACUGCCUUCCUAUCAAUGGUGUAAAUGCUGACACUAUUUUUUUCACUCCAACUUGAGAUAGAGUAGUUUUGUACCAUUGCUUUUUUAUUUUUAUUUUUUUUUCAGUAUACAACUUUCUAGCAAGAAAAUUUCAUCCCAUGUGUUACUGGCUUUUUCAUGAUUUCUUGUAUCACAGCUAUACUUUUGUGUGAAGAUUCCUGAGAUGAGGAAGUCAGUAACAGCUCAGACUAGGCGUUGCCAUUUAGUGGAGACCUCUUGAAAUGCUAAUGGUUCAGGCAUGCAGUAUCAUUUUUAUGACCAUUCUCCUUUGAGGAAUACUGUGUCCCGGGGCAUCCUCCCUCAGCGGUGGAGGAAGUGGAUUCUUCGCUACAGAGUGUAGUCUCCAUACUGUUGACACAUUCUGCUCCUUUACAUGCUCAGGACAAGGAGAAUAGGACCAAAUGUGUUUCCACAGUGCCUACCGCUGCAUUUUGUUUACAGUGAAAACAUAAAUGUUGUCCUGACUCUCUAAGCUGAUCGGGAGAUAUCUUUAGAGUAGUGAUAUCUAAACAGCCUGAUAAUUACAUUAUGUCCACAUUAAAUUUAAAGUCAGUUAUACCCUUGAAUACCCUUGAAGUGAAUUAGCAAUUCUGAUUUGGAUAUAGUAUAUGCAGUUGCUUUACAUUAUAAUUUAUAACAUUCUCUGUAAUCAAACUAUUGUAGAUUAUCAAGUAAAUUAUAUAGGAUGUGCAUUUAUGUAAAUGAUUUACAUAUUAUUUACGUAAUGUAUUACCAGAGAAUGUGUUACCAGAAGAACUCAGCUGGGGAUCAGGAACUCCACAGCCACGUCCUGGCUCUUUUUCUAACUGUCCCUGUAACUCCCUGGGCAGCAGUUUCCUCAUCCGUAUAAUGAAUGUGUUCGAUUUGAUCUCAGAGAUCUUUGUUAAAUCUUAAAUGCCAUUCAUCAUGGGGUAGAUGAAAUCACUGUACCACAGAAACUUAACUCUAGAGAAAAAUUCCCUGAACAAUUGGAUAAACAACUGAUGAUUGUUAUUUUGUGGAUACAGGGAAUUUGAAAUGUUUUAGCCUUUUAGCCUCUUUACUCAGUUGGCCAUACCUUUGGCAGAAUAUGCUGAGUCAUUAACUUCCUAAGAUAUUUAUAUCCCAGGUUUUUUGGCCUCUCCUCUAAAUAAUUUUUUUUUUAACUGUCAAUGUUGUUUAAAAUAAUCAUGUGUUUGCUCUAUUCCUGAGAUUUUUGAGUUACAGAUAAAAGUUGAACACUUUAUUUCUGAAAAACAUAUGCAUAUAUGUCUUGUGUAUCUUUCCUUGUUGAUUAGAAAAAGGAUGAAAUAUAUGACAAAAUGUAAAAUGAAUAAAAUUUCUGUGUUUUGAGUUAAAGUCAGAUAAUGUCAUGUAAUUCUGUCUUUGGAAAAUGGAGUUGGAUAACCAUAACUUGUGUAAAUUUUAAUCAAAUGAUUUUAGAAAGAAACUGGUUGCUUUCCAAAAUUGUUGAAUUUAUAAAUGUUGCAAAUACAGCUUUUGCUCUUUGUGAAUGUUGGCGAAAUGUCUUUAAAAAUGUUUAUGUGUAAACUCAGCAUUGCCAGAAGAAUGCCUGUCUUGUCAUUUUUCAUUUUCCUAUUUUUGCUGUGUUCUAUUUAUGUGUACGUUCAGUCUUCAGUAUUUCAGACUUGAAAUAAAUUAAUUUUUUUAAUGUUCAAGUUCUGCUACUUAGGUGCACAUGGGGAGUGGAAAGGGAUUAUAAGCUUUCAGAAUGGGUGGAGGAGGGAGAGAGGUGGUUUGUGGAACACGAGGAAACAAAGUCCACCUGGGCAGGGCUAACCAGCAAGGUAGCAUGUGCUUCACCUGCUCGCCUUCCUUGGUGGCUGCCCCUUCGUUGGGCAAGAGCCAUCCCAGGACACUGCAUCUGUGCUUCAGGCUUCUCUGCCCUUUGCUCCUGGGAGCAUGUGCCUUAUCUGAUAGGAUGUGUCAUUUUCCCUCAAGCCCUUGCCGAUUCAUGUAAUAAAACCAAUCUAAUAAAAUAA